CCGGCGAAAUUUGAUACUUUUAAGCGCAAGCGCAGUGGUAAAAAAUCGUACGAGUGUACCGGGGCACUAGGGAAAGCUAAAUCAUCAUAACAUAAGGCAAUAAGUUUGAUAAUCACCACCAAGCAAGAACGCUCAGGUGAAUUAAGUAAAUCGUGGGACCACCGAACCAGAGGCACCGGUAGCAGCAAAAGCACAACAACAGAUAAUUAUGCCGUCAAAAGACAAAGAGAAAAAUCUGGUUUCUUUUCACGAGUUCCGCGAGGUGUUCGCUCACGUGAACACAUUCGGACGUUACCAGAAGGCGCUAUUCCUUGGCUGUAACGGCAUUAUUCUUGCGUUCGCACUGCAGUAUGGAAGCCUUCUGUUCAGCUUUGGCACGCCGCGUUUCCACUGCGCCGACAACAACUCCACGUGUGAACCCAACAAAUGCUGCAAUAACUGCACAACUUACGCGUUUGACGGACCGUUCAUUAGUAUUGUUAAUGAGUGGUCGUUAUUGUGCGACCGUCGUUAUAUCGCCGCAAUUGUCCAGUCCAUGUUUUUCGCCGGACAGUUGGUCGGAUCUUCUUGUUGUGGAAUGGUUUCCGACGCGUUUGGGAGAAAGCGCACCAUGUUGCUUAGCUCUGGGUUGUUUGCUUCCUUCUCCUUGGGAGCCUCCUUUGCGAAUGGCUACAUCCUUCUUGGUUUCCUAGAAUUCAUGGUCGGCUUCUUCCUGGUCUCCGCGCUGCUUUCGGAGUUUACGUAUGUGAUCGAGCUUUCAGCGACCAAGAGGCGAACUAUGAUUGGUUCCGUCGUUGAGAUAUUCUGGCCGGUCUGUCUUCUUCUUCAUACAUUGAUCGCGUUUCUCGUCCAUGAGUGGAGAAACCUUUUGCUGGCUGUCAGCAUUCCUGGUUUUGUAUUCGUCUGUUUCUGGAGGUAUAUCCCAGAAUCCCCUCGAUGGUUGGUCACGCGCGGUCGCUUAGACGAGGCCCAGGCCGUCCUCAACCGCUUCGGCAGCAGCAAACCCAUCGACCAGCAAGCUCUACGCGGAUUGAUUGAAAGCAUCCGGGAAAGUCAGAUCGAGACCGAGCGUAAAGCUAAGCGGUACACCGUGAUAGACCUGUACCGUACGCCAAAGAUGCGCAAAUGGGUUCUGGUUAUGGGUUUCAACUGGUUCACAGUCCAAUUCAGCGACAUGGGUUUCAUGCUGUUCCUGUCUGUCUUGCCAGGGAGCGUGUACGUCAAUCAAGCCAUCCCAUAUGCAACUCAAGUAGUGCUUAUUCCCAUUGUCUGGGUACUCAUGCAGAAAUUCGGACGUCGUCCUAUCCAUGUGACAGUCCUGCUAGUCCCCGGAGUCAUGUUUCUUGUGCUAAUGGCCAUUCCUGAAGGCUACCCGAUGCUAAGUGCAGGACUUGCAUUGACAAGUAAGAGCAUCCUUAAUAUUGCCUGGCUCACUAUCUAUCUGAUCGGGUCUGAGGUCUUCCCAACCACUAUCAGGUCCACUGCGCUAGGGAUGUGUUCAACGUUUCAACGGUGCGGAGCUUUAGUUGCUGGCUACGUGUCAAUGCUUAGUCAGCUACCUGGCCUCAGCAUCUACUUACCGGUUACCAUAUAUGGCUUGUUCGCCAUCGCAGCUGGUGUCCUAUUCGCCAUCUUCAUUCCCGAGACCCUUCACGCCACUCUCGCGCAGACUAUCGAAGAAGCGGAAACGCGCCAAGACAGCUACGCACUGAUAUGCUGCGCGAAACCUGCGUCUGCUGAUGUAAUAACAUCGCCAGUAGAAACGGAGGCUAAUUCUUCAGUCUGAUAAGCUAUUGCUAGAAUGCGCUUAGGUAUCCGCCGGGCUUGAAGACUUGGACCGGGUUACUAGAUUUCAAGUUAACUCUAACCCAGGGUAUUUAUUCCUGGAUUAGCGCUAUAACCUGCUUUCUAGGACCCAGGCCUUCCAGGCUGAGAGUGUUAUCUGUAUCAUCGUUUGAUUUCAAACCUAUUUCCUCACAAGCUUGCCAUGCCCACAGAUAGCAUAAUCAAGUUCAGUUUGUUACUCAUAGGCGGAAAGAAUGGGGAUUCCUUGUCAUUUUUUAAAGAAAAAUAUCUGCAUCGAUCCUCGUUGAUUCGAUAGCGCGAAGGUCGCGCCGACAUUUUACUAUUGGAGUAUUGGACUAUUACCCCCAAAGAGCAAAAGAGCAUUUAGGCUAAUUGUAAAAUGUCAAAGCUGUCCCAAAAUGAUCAUAAUCGUGUGUAUAAUGAUGGAACAAGUAAAAAAAUUAUACUGGGAGUUGACAAUAAAGGUAUACACCUAUCUUAA
Molecule: messenger RNA, 2287 nt
Organism: Nematostella vectensis (starlet sea anemone)
Lineage: Eukaryota; Metazoa; Cnidaria; Anthozoa; Actiniaria; Edwardsiidae
Product: organic cation transporter protein
Exons: 11
Coding region: 209-1786 (525 amino acids)
Biological process (GO): transmembrane transport
Cellular component (GO): membrane
Molecular function (GO): transmembrane transporter activity
Source: RefSeq, a predicted model, not a curated record